Messenger RNA from Eurytemora carolleeae, 361 nucleotides. RefSeq lists its product as uncharacterized. The transcript is spliced from 5 exons. The coding region runs from base 44 to 346 and encodes 100 amino acids. The record is from RefSeq and is a predicted model, not a curated record. Lineage: Eukaryota; Metazoa; Arthropoda; Copepoda; Calanoida; Temoridae.
CAAUUUUAAAAACAAGCAGAAAUUAGCAAAGUCAGUUUCAAAGAUGUCUGGAGUUAAGGAAUCUAGAUCUCGAGGGCGUUCUCAACUGAAAUCAAGAGAUGAAGAAAAAUAUCCUUCUCUUCAGGAUUCUGGAUCUAAGGUUCGAACAAAGACAACCAGCCUCCCUCCCGGAACCUAUUCUGGAUCCUCAGGGUUCAAAACUGGACACAUGGAGGUUAACAGUCUGUACAGUGGGGAUUCUGGAAGUCUAACUGUAAACUCUAUGAAUGCUCCAAACAAUUCAACUUUACAGGUUUAUUUAAAGGAAAUGUUCACGAAAAUAAAAGGUGUAACCAUUAUUCAAUAGCAAAUUAUUACUAAU